CACUCUGGACCUGCUGCUUCUCAGACGUCGCCAUGACAACCAGGGCCUUGGAGGAGCUGGAUGGCGGCCUGGGCAGCUGCCAGGCGGACGAGGACCUCUCCACGCUGGCUGACCCCUGCCCAGGCCAGCCCCCAGAGGACAGGGCUCCAGCGACGCCCAGGCUGGCUGACUCCGGCGGCUGGCCCCAUGAUUCUCAGGAGCCCACAGCUGAGGGCAGCCCCACAGGCGGAGUGGAUGACAGGCCCAAGAAGACAGAAAAGGAACCUGUGGCCAAAGUGGCCCCAGCACCCGGGAAGGAGAGGCUGAAAGCAGGAGCACCGCCCCGGAGCCCCGCGCGGAAGAAGGCGCAGAGCGCGCCGCCCCCGCAGCCGCCGCCGCCGCCCCCGGCCCUGAGCGAGGAGCUGCCCUGGGGGAACCUGUCGCUCAACAAGUGCCUGGUGCUCGCCUCCCUCGUGGCGCUGCUGGGCUCGGCUUUCCAGCUGUGCCGAGACGCCAUGACUGGGGAGGCGGUGGCCCCGGCGCCUGUCCCUGAGCCCUGGGUCCCGCCAAGCUCGGCCCCGAAGGAGCCGGCGUCACCCUUGCCGAAGCCCGUGGCCUGGGCCCCCCCUUCAGGACCGCCGGCACCCCAGGCGGAGGCAGAGAGGCCCAAGGCUCCCAGGAGCGGGGAGGCUGCAAAGAAGGACGAAGGAGAGCCUGGGGAGGAGCGCGCACCCCUCGCCGACCGAGGGCCCAAGGAGAGACCGCGGAAAGAGAGGCCGCAGAAGGAGGAGAGGCCGCGGAAAGAGAGGGUGAGGAAGGAGAAGAGGCCGCGGAAAGAGAGACCACAUGAGGAGAGGCCGCAGAGAAAAGAGAGGCCGUGUAAGGAGAAGCCACGCGCCGCCAGGGAGCCCCGGGGAGCCCUACCCCGGCGCUGGGAAGCACUUGAAGGCGGCCAUCGGCCGUGGGCGCGGGACUCCGGAGACCCCGAGCACAGGAAAGGGCCGGCCUGGGCCUCCCCGCGGCGCCCAGACGAGGAGGACCGGCCUCCGGGCCGCCAGAAGCCCCGCGCGGGCAAGGGGCGGGACUGAGCCGGACCUGGGUGCUGCGCCGGAUCCCGGGACCACUUCUCAAUGGCCCCGCGGGUCCAGUAAAAUAAAGCGAGUGAGCGGCCCCCGCGUCGCCUGCUCCUUUGCGCCUCGAACCUGCCCGGGGCCUGAAAGAGGGGGAUGGAGCGUCGGGCCGGGGAGAGGCAGUGGAGCCCACCGGGAUGACGCGGCCGUGCUGGCGGAAGGAGGCCCCCCGCCCCCAAAGACGCACGGACACCCGAGCUGGGUGCUUGCAGCUCUUUAUUGGGGCGAUGACUGGGGUCCGAAUAAAUAUGGGCAGGGCGCUGCUCGGGGCCCGGCGGGGGGGUCACCGGCAGCCGCACUCGGUGGCCACCAUGUUGGGCACAUGGUGCGCGCGGAUGUGCUCCUCGGACAGGGUGAUGAGCAGCUUGCCCGCGUAGGCCGUGGGCACGCAGC
Diceros bicornis minor is the source of this 1502-nucleotide messenger RNA. RefSeq names its product junctional sarcoplasmic reticulum protein 1 (gene JSRP1). The coding region runs from base 33 to 1067 and encodes 344 amino acids. The transcript has 6 exons. NCBI's taxonomy places the organism in Eukaryota, Metazoa, Chordata, Mammalia, Perissodactyla, Rhinocerotidae. The record is from RefSeq and is a predicted model, not a curated record. Gene Ontology annotation, cellular component: sarcoplasmic reticulum. Gene Ontology annotation, biological process: regulation of ryanodine-sensitive calcium-release channel activity; skeletal muscle contraction.